Penicillium odoratum is the source of this 1905-nucleotide messenger RNA. Its product is annotated as fungal specific transcription factor domain-containing protein. Lineage: Eukaryota; Fungi; Ascomycota; Eurotiomycetes; Eurotiales; Aspergillaceae. The transcript has 5 exons. Gene Ontology annotation, molecular function: zinc ion binding; DNA binding. The coding region runs from base 1 to 1905 and encodes 634 amino acids. Gene Ontology annotation, biological process: DNA-templated transcription. The record is from RefSeq and is a predicted model, not a curated record.
AUGGAGCACACAGCAGAUGAAGAUGAGCAUAGAGUCACAAACCCGGCAGCACCAUCCUCUGAGGCUUUUGUUCGUCAACGGUCCUUUCAUCACGCCGACAACCAAAAUGACUACUUUUCGCCUAUUUCGACGGCCACAUCUAGCAACCCUGCUAUUCACACAUAUGCUAACCACAAUUCUGAUGCUCCUUCCACCCCAUUAGUUACGUCGCCCACCGUAUUUGGUCUAUCAAAUCGUAGCUUGGAGGGUGUUGUCACGGUCGAGGCGACUGCCGUGCCACAGCGAUCUAAAUAUGCAGGCAAGAUCUCGACUCAAGUUCUAGCAAAGUCUGCCGAAGAGUUGUUUCAAGAUGAGGAGAUUCGAAUUCGAGUGAUGGAGUUUUUCUGUCCGCUUAUGAGUUUCGCAGAAGACAUCUCUAUGCCUUUGUCCACAUUCUACCCAACCGUACGAAAGGACAUUGCCGACAGGCAUGUAGAAGCAUACUUUACAUCCAUCAAAUCUAUGUUUCCUGUUCUAUCGCGAGGUGACUUCAUCCCGUUGUAUGAGGAAUUUUAUCAUUCUGGUCACUCGACGAAUGCUGUGUUUGUCUGUUCGCUUUAUAUGGUGAUGGCUCUGGGCUCUCGGAAGGAUGGCGGAUCAGGAGACUCAAAUGAUCUUUUUGCCGCUGGAUGGGAACUAUACAGCCGUGUCAUCUCAACACCGUAUCUUCCAAGUGUCCAAGCUCUUCUCUUGAUGGCAUUGGAAUUAAUGCAUGGCAAUAAAGAUGGUCAGGCCAGUCUGGCAGUAGGUACGGCGGUGCGCAUUGCGCAGUCACUUGGCUUGCAUCGACGCCUGGCAGCACAUAAACACCCAUGGGAAAGGGGAUUUGUUGAAAGGGAGUACAAUCUUCGUACGCGCAUUUGGUGGGUGUGCUAUUGCCUGGAUAAAAAACUUGCGUUUGAGACUGGGCGACCUUCUGCGAUCAAUGAUAUAGAGUGUGAUGUGGAUUCUCCAAGAAACAUGGCCUUGACCCCCGGAUCCGCCACGAGUUCUGAAGAUGAGAAUUUCUUAGACAAUUUGGUGGAACUAUGCCGCAUUCAAUCGAAUAUAAUUUCGAGGCUGUUCUGUAGGCCUAUCAUUCAAGAUCAGGACUGCAGUCUGAUGGGAGAGAUUGAGGCUCUCGACGAACAGCUCCUGACAUGGAAGGAAAGACUCCCUUCAGCGGUGCGGAUUGACGAACAGCUGGCUGGAAUGCAGUCUAGUGCCAUAUCCAUCAAAUUUGUUCUGCUGCAUUGCAUGUAUUACAACACAAUGCUUGUCAUUCAUCGUGCGGCACUCUUUGGUGAGGCUCCAUUAGAACCACAUCAGCGUGCCCAGCUACGAAUGAUGGCCGCUGAUGUUGUUUGUUUGAAUUCAGCACGUUCACUAGCUCAGACAGUGAAUGGUCUGGUUAGCACACCCUACAGUUGGCCAAUCGUCAGAUUGACGACAUCCUACAUUUUGAAUGUCCUGUUCACACUAUACAUCGGGAUCAUGAAGAACCCAGCCCAGUGGACCUCUGAAAGUGACAUUGCUCUGAUCAAGACUCUGCCAAACUGUUUCUCCAAGGGGAAUUCCACCCCUUUUGCAAUAUCAUCAUUUGACAAGCUCUGUACGUCUUUGAUAGGUGCAAUCACUGUCAUGAGGCGACGGAGCCUUGCAGUACCGAAAGCUGCAGCAGAUAUUGAACUUCGACCGGAGCAUUCGGAUUUUGAGGGGAAUCGUGUUGAGACUAUGAGUGAGGAAGAAAUCAACCAGGAGAUGGAUUUUCGCUUUGGGGAUUUCUUCGGAUUGUGUGGCAAUGCCGACCCUCUUCUUUCGAUGCAGAUGUGGCCCGUAAGCCUAGAUCAGACUACCGAUGGAGUCGAAUUUUUCACUAGUCAAUAG